Messenger RNA from Pyrus x bretschneideri (Chinese white pear), 1609 nucleotides. Its product is annotated as probable tetraacyldisaccharide 4'-kinase, mitochondrial. Bases 89 to 1270 code for a protein of 393 amino acids. The transcript has 9 exons. Lineage: Eukaryota; Viridiplantae; Streptophyta; Magnoliopsida; Rosales; Rosaceae. Gene Ontology annotation, molecular function: ATP binding; lipid-A 4'-kinase activity. The record is from RefSeq and is a predicted model, not a curated record. Gene Ontology annotation, biological process: lipid A biosynthetic process.
UGAAAAUUCGCCUAAAAAAACAACUCCUCCUUCUUUCCCUCUCUUUCAUGGACAGUGCAUCAGUGCUUGCUUGGCUUGGUCGUCUUCAAUGGAGAAACUGAGGAAAGCGGUGAGCGAGAUCGCCUACACUCAGGACCACACUAAGCUUACUCAUCUUCACCGCUCUCUUAUCCCUGUCCUCUCCUUCGCCUCCUCUCUCUGCAGGCUCGCCCUCUCCCUCCGCCGCUCCUUCUACCACUAUGGCCUCUGCACAAAGCACCGGUUACCGGUGCCAGUGAUAAGUGUUGGGAAUUUGACAUGGGGAGGCAACGGGAAAACUCCAAUGGUGGAGUUCAUUGCGCGGUUUUUAGCUGAUUCGGGAAUUUCUCCUCUCAUUCUUACCAGGGGUUAUGCUGGUGGGGAUGAAGCUAAAAUGCUUCGUAGGCAUUUGCUUGGAAAGCCUGUGAAGAUAGGUGUGGGUGCAAAUCGGGCAGCUAUCGCUGCUCAUUUCUUUGAAAAAUAUGGUUAUGUUGAUCCUUACUCUACAAGUAAAUACGCUGAUGGACUUAACCUAGGACAGAAAGUGGGAAAUCAUCCUAGUUCACAAAAAAUUGGUGCUGUAGUUCUGGAUGACGGAAUGCAGCACUGGAGCCUGCAGCGUAAUCUGGAGAUUCUAAUGAUUAAUGGAUUAACACUAUGGGGCAACUGUCACUUAACACCACGUGGACCGUUAAGGGAACCUUUGAAUGCACUUAGACGGGCAGAUGCUGCUGUGCUCCAUCAUGCAGAUUUGGUUUCAGGACAAAAGCUCAUAGAUAUAGAAUUAAUGCUAAGAGAAGUUAAUAAAUCUGUUCCAAUAUUCUUCACUAAAAUGGAUCCCUGCUUUUUCUCCGACGUGGGAAAUGUCAACUCCAGAAAACCUCUUACAGCUUUGUCUAACAGCAUUGUAUUAUGUGUUUCUGCCAUUGGUUCUGCGGAUGCAUUUGUGAAGGGAAUGGAGAAGAUAGGAGCAUUCUAUGUCGAUCGACUUGAAUUCAGUGACCACCACAUAUUUCAGCCCAAGGAUAUUGAAAUGAUCAGGAAGAAACUAAGACAACUGGAGGAUGCAUUUGGUUCCAAGCCAGUUGUUAUAGUCACAGAAAAGGAUUAUGAUCGAGACCCGGGGAUUUUUAAGCAUCUGGAUCAUUAUGAAAUCUUGGCACUCUGUUCUGAAUUGAAGAUCAUACCUUGCGGCGAAUGCACUGAAGAUAGCUUCAAAAAGCUGUUGAAGGAGGGAAAACUUACAAGGUAGUCUUCAUUGUCUACCAACACCUAGAGGGUUAACAAGAAAUGUUUCUGUAAGCUUGCGCCCAUAAAAAAUAAUAUAUCUUUGAGUUAUGCAAUGAAAGGAGGUUCAUGUUGCCUUUGCCGGUUAACUCAAGCAGUGUGAAAGAGAGUGACGCAAUGAGUUAGGACUAGGAUAUGUCCAGGUUUCGAAUCUUUCCAACAUAAAAGCAUGAAAGAAUCAAAGAAUAUAGUUUUCAUGUGGUUUUCUAGUUCCUUACCGUUUCAAAGCCAUCUGUAUCAAGGAAUGCUGUGAUCUUGGUGUGAAUUUUUGGGAUUGGACCUGGUGGUCUUAUUAUUUUCCCUC